Messenger RNA from Fimicolochytrium jonesii, 1653 nucleotides. RefSeq lists its product as uncharacterized. Gene Ontology annotation, molecular function: protein binding. The record is from RefSeq and is a predicted model, not a curated record. Lineage: Eukaryota; Fungi; Chytridiomycota; Chytridiomycetes; Spizellomycetales; Powellomycetaceae. The transcript has 6 exons. Bases 1 to 1653 code for a protein of 550 amino acids.
AUGCACAGCUUCUCUUCCAGAGGACUUCAAGUGAGGGUUCUGGGAGUCCCACAGCAGAACGCAAAGUCGAGAGUCGAGACGCAAGUCAAGAUCUGCCUGCAGCUGGUGACAGACAAGGGCGACAAGGUUCCGCUAUGGUCGCACCUGUCUCUUCCAGAAUACCUCGUACCGAAGGAGAAGCUACGCAGAUUUAGAAACGGCGAACGGUCUCUCAGCGCGAAUGCUGAUGGCGGACGAUCUAUUCUUCAUCUCGAGGCCUCCGUUGUGUGUGCUUCUGAUGUCACAAAGAGUGUGGGUCCGUGUAUGGGCUGCAUCCAACGCGAACGAAAGAGGGCAAGGAAGAAGGAAAUUACAUCAUCGAAGAAGCUUGUCAAACAAGAGACUGGUCAACCCGCGGAUGUUGCGACGAACGCUGAAGAGUCCCUGGAUGAGGAGAGCUUGUCAUUGGAGCAACGAAAGAUCGUUCUGUUCAACUGCGCCGAGAUGGUCGAUUUCAGCAGUGGUGAUACGAUUCUUCCGACACGUAUCACUUGCUAUUGCCGUCAUCAUGGAGAAAAGCUGGGUUUCUGCAUCUACUUCAUUGUCAAGGAUCACACCGGUCAAAUCAUGGCUACUGGUAUUUCUCCUCCCAUCAUGAUCACCGACGACCACAAGUCAACAAAGGCGAAACCACACGUCAGCCGCAAGAGGCAGCGGUUCGAUUCAACAGCAACUGCCGCAGGCUACGCAGGGCGUCUCAGCGUUUGCGGGUCAAGAUAUGCACUUAGCGCCCGUUUGGACUUGACUGUCUUGCCUCAAACGCUGCCAUCGUCUGGGUCGAUCGUUAAUCCGCCGGCGAUCAACAAGCUGAUUCCGGCGGAGGGACCUGUUCAUGGCGGACUUGAGAUUACUAUUCUUGGGAGUGGCUUCUACGAUGGAAUGACGGUCAUGUUCGGCGCCAUCCCCGCGACGCGCACACAAUUCUGGAGCGAGACGACCCUUGUGUGCACCCUCCCUCCCGCACCCGCCCCAGGGGUUGUUCCCGUCCUCCUCCGCGAAUCCCAACAGCUCAUGAACUCAGAAGACAACUCCGACGUCGUCUUCACCUACAAGGAUGACUCAGACCGGGCCCUCAUGGAACUCGCCCUGCAAGUCCUCGGUCUGCGGAUGACGGGCAAACUCGAAGACGCGCGACAAAUCGCCAUGCGGAUCGUCUCGGACCCGACCGGGAACGCCGGUGCCAGUGGAACGGCCGCCGGAAAUGGCGACCUCCGCGGCGCAGAUCUCGAACGCCUAAUUCUGCAAAACCUGUGCGAAUCUGAACUAUGUGCUACGAGCGGCACGCGCACUUCCACCCAGCACUCGAUAUUGCUGCAAGAGUGUCGCCGUGUACGUACGCCCAAGACCCAACACACCUUGCUGCAUCUUGCCGUGUUUGCACGCAUGUCGUCGCUGGCCAAAUGGCUGGUUGCGAAUAAGCUGGUGGAUGUGGAUGCGGUGGAUGCCAGUGGGUUUUCGGCGCUGCAUUUGGCGGCGUGGAUGGGACUUUGGAGUGUUGCGAGGGCAUUGUUGGAAGGUAAGGGAGUGGUCUCGAGUGUUUUUGCAUCCUUCCGGGGUAUAAAUGGGAUUGUUAGGUGCUCUCGAACGGAACUGACUGACGUUAUGCCAUCAUAA